GCGUAUUAGUAUAUGACAAAUCAAUAUGGCGGACGGUCUACGUUUGGCGAUUGUCGAUGAAAGCAACGCCUUAUUUCAAGGUCAAAAUGUGUGCAGAAAUGAUGGAUGUUACCAGAGAUGAAGCAAAAAGAAUUCUUAGGAGGUUGGAGCUGGAAGCAUAUUCAUCCAUUAUCAGUGCUUUCCGAGCCCAAGGAGAGUUAAGUCGUGCCAAAAAGAAGAUUUUGCAGGAUUUAGGAACUCAGCUCAGCAUAUCAACUGAACGUCAUAGAGCAGAAGUACGAAGAGCAUACAGUGAUGACAGGCUUGCUAUUGUGGCUGAAAGUAUUUAUGGUGCAGGUAGCUGUGCAGAAUGGGCUGCUGAGGGAAGAAGGCUUGUUCCACUCAUGCCUCGUCUUGUACCACAAACAGUAUUCAGUGCCUCAGCUACUUCUGCCGCCAAUUCUGCAGCUGCGGCAAAUGCUAAGGUUCCGGUUUCUUCAGGCAGUAAAGCUGCUAGUAGUCCCAGUAGUUCAAAUGCCUCGUCAAAUUCAUUGUCUUCAGUCAGUCAGCAGAACAAUUCCAAAGCAUCAACAGUAAAACAGCAGCCCCAGACAGGUGGGACACAAGGAAAUGAUGUGGAUGGUUAUGAUGAUGAUGGCAAACCAAAGCGGAAAAGACGCCUGAGUGUGUCAAGCCUUAACAAGCCAGUGACAAAGGUCACUAUCCCCACCCCUACACUGGUUUCAAAACCUCUCACAAAGCAGACCACGUCAGUUAGUACAAUGACUAAGUCUGGCAAAUCGCUAGGACCAGCAGGGGCAAUAAAAGCCAUACCACGCGCAACACCUCUUUCCGCUUCGGCAUCACAAGUGAAACUACUCACCAAGACAGUAGCAGUGUCGCAGGCUGUCUGUCAGGCCAAGACAGUACUAAGCUACAAGACUAUGACAUCCGUUACUUCAUCACCUGCCAAAGUUCAAACAGUAAUGACUCAAUCUGCAUCCAAGGCUCAAACCAAAGUCACUUCUGGAGCCCCUCCUAAGGCUGUGUUGGCAUCAAAGACCCCAUUGUCAACCACUGCUAAGAAUAUCUCUACAGGAUCAUCAACCCUUGGAGCCACUGCAAGUCCUGUUGGAGUGGCCCUCAAAUCUGGUUUGACUGCAGCUCAGUUAGCAGCAAGACAUAAAGUGAAACCAGCAGUGGCCAGAUUUAAACCUCUUCCUGGAACUGUAAAGUUCAAAUCUGUCACACCCGCCACCAUGGGAACCUGCUCUACUGUUACUAUGGUAACACCCAGUCCUAGUUCCCAGGCCUCCUCAGCUUUACCAGUCUCAAGCACUCAGCCUGUUGUUCGCGUAAUCCAUGUUCCAGGAACUGGCGGUGUUGGCGUAAGCAAGCCAGUGGUUGUCAUGACAACAGGUCUCAGCAAAACAACUGUUGCAGGUAUAGUGCCAGGAAUCAACAGCCCAGCCAGUUUGACAAAGUCGACUUCUCAGGUGGCUCCAAACACUUCAGUUAGCAAGGCUCCAGUUUCUACAACUGCUGGACUGACAUCUCAAACUGCAACAAAAGCCAAAGUUUCCAACACAGCGACUCAGCCAGUAUCAUCAGCAUCCAAAACUGUAGUCAUGACAACACUUGUGGGUGGAACUAAGAGAGUAGUUCUCUCUGUGCCAGCACCCUUACAGGCUGGUCCAAAUAUUUCUACCCCAACUACAUGUUCCUCCCCCCAAGGGAUGGUGAUCACCAAAACGCAAGGAAUUCCAUUGACUUCACCCACUGUCUCUCAAUCUCAGCUCACUUCCAAAAAGGACACUAAGCCAUCUUCAGCCUUAGCCACUGUCUGUCCCAAACCAACUCCUACACAGAUGACACCCAGUCUGUCAGCUCCAACCGUCACCACACAGGUCAGAUCAAGACCUCUCCCUGCCAUUCUUCCUGCUCCUCCCAAACCAUCAAGUGUACCACCAACUGCUGUCUCCAAUACCACGAGCGUCAGGAAGCUUCCCACUAUCUUACCUGCACCAGCAAAAAGUGUCGCAACAGUUCUUCCAACUGUUUUGGUUCCCGUGGCAACUGGUGUAGUUUCGCACGCUGCAGGACAGCUACAGUCCUCAGUACCACUGCAGUCGUCAGUAGCGCUGGCUGUGAAUACUGCUGUUUCGAGCUUACCACCAUUGACUACUGAUGUUGUGGCGCAACAGUUUCCUCCUGUAGCUUCAGAAAGUCAAAGUGCAAGUCAGCAUUCUACUAAUCGGGAUCAUGUAGUUGCCGAGACUCAUGGCGCAGAUCUAACUGACGCUCAUUCGUUAGCAGAACAUUCCGAAUUACCUGCAGCGUCAAGCUCUAGACAGCCAACACUUAAUGAACAAAGCUGUGUGACUGAAUGCGAUAAUAACACAUCAUCUGAAGAUGAUUCUCUUCUCAUGUGCUCUGAAACAAUAGACAGUGCAGGUUGUAAUAUCAUCGAAGCGCCAUCGGCGAUGGAUUUUUUCAAAGGCAUGGCCGAGAGUACACCAGUUAAGGAUCCAGUAGAGCAUAGCACAGAUGAAACUCCGCAAACAUUGCUAGAUUCCGUAGAAGCAGCUUUAGAUCCUGUAUCAUUACAAGAUGUCGAAGUAUCUGUCUCAGAUUUAGAUUCUUUAGAAAAGCAGAAAGAUGCAACAAGUGAAACAGAAACAUCUGAAAAGCAUCUUUUAUCGGUUAAGGAAUCUAUCGAAAAUGUAACCGUUGAGAGAUUGGAUGUUUCAAGUGAAAUUUCUGAUAUGGUCAGGAAUGAUUCGCCUGAGCAUAUUUAUUCGGAGUCAUUACACAUGGAUGAAAGAGAUAAAACUUAUAAAGUCGAUAUGGAUUCAGAUCUUCAGUCUUCACUGCAAGGAGUUCCUCAAGAUGAUCCAAAUGUGGUUAUUGCUAGCAGUGAUGAUGGGUUACCUGUGGAAAAUGCCCUGCAAAUAAUUGAGAGCUUUGUGGAGAGCAUGGAAGGGAGUACAGCAGGGACGUCUGAAGAAACAACACUUGCUGCGAAUGAUAAUGAGCCAUUUGAGUUGCCAUCGGUAUUGUUAGGACCAAUUCAGUCCUCUAGCCAGGAGAGAUCUGACCUGCCUGAGGUACUGACUUCAGAGAUGAAAGGCAAGGUAAUGACUGAUCAUGUUGCUGGUGCGACAGACACUGAUAAACUGACUGUCAUUGAAGGUCAACAAUCUUCAGGUAUUCUAUCAAGAUUUGAAGAUGAGAGCUGGGACAUCUGUGACACACCCAUCGAUGUCUUGUCCACAUCCACAAGCAGUUCCAACAGUGCAACAGAAUGCACAGAACUGACGGAAAAAGAGAUCAGAGCGCUUGAAGCCUUCGGUAAUGUGAGGACAAGUGGAAGGAAAAGAAAGCCUCCUUCGUCACUUGAUGUGUCACCACCACGACAAGUCAGUGGCUGGGUCCGAGGUGCUCUCAGCCUGCUGCAGAAAGUUGCCAGUUAUCGCGGUCAAGGAAGACGAAAAGGUGAUUUUGGUGCUGCUACUUGGUUCCUUAAACCAGUGGACCCUGUUGAUGCUCCGGGAUACUUCAAAGUUAUAAAAACUCCAAUGGAUUUUGGUACAAUAAGAGUGAAGCUGGAGGUUAGUUGUCUUGUCCUAAGUGUAUUAGCUUUAAUUACAUUAGAAUUGAAUGCCAGAAAAUACGAUUGUCUUGUGUGGUACUGUAGGCGCUGUAGAUGUCUAUUAUUUGACGUUUUUGAACUGCCUGUUGUUACUAAGAAUUAUAAAAUAUUUUGUUUUUAUUGUCAGGUGGCUCCAAACACUUCAGUUAGCAAGGCUCCAGUUUCUACAACUGCUGGACUGACAUCUCAAACUGCAACAAAAGCCAAAGUUUCCAACACAGCGACUCAGCCAGUAUCAUCAGCAUCCAAAACUGUAGUCAUGACAACACUUGUGGGUGGAACUAAGAGAGUAGUUCUCUCUGUGCCAGCACCCUUACAGGCUGGUCCAAAUAUUUCUACCCCAACUACAUGUUCCUCCCCCCAAGGGAUGGUGAUCACCAAAACGCAAGGAAUUCCAUUGACUUCACCCACUGUCUCUCAAUCUCAGCUCACUUCCAAAAAGGACACUAAGCCAUCUUCAGCCUUAGCCACUGUCUGUCCCAAACCAACUCCUACACAGAUGACACCCAGUCUGUCAGCUCCAACCGUCACCACACAGGUCAGAUCAAGACCUCUCCCUGCCAUUCUUCCUGCUCCUCCCAAACCAUCAAGUGUACCACCAACUGCUGUCUCCAAUACCACGAGCGUCAGGAAGCUUCCCACUAUCUUACCUGCACCAGCAAAAAGUGUCGCAACAGUUCUUCCAACUGUUUUGGUUCCCGUGGCAACUGGUGUAGUUUCGCACGCUGCAGGACAGCUACAGUCCUCAGUACCACUGCAGUCGUCAGUAGCGCUGGCUGUGAAUACUGCUGUUUCGAGCUUACCACCAUUGACUACUGAUGUUGUGGCGCAACAGUUUCCUCCUGUAGCUUCAGAAAGUCAAAGUGCAAGUCAGCAUUCUACUAAUCGGGAUCAUGUAGUUGCCGAGACUCAUGGCGCAGAUCUAACUGACGCUCAUUCGUUAGCAGAACAUUCCGAAUUACCUGCAGCGUCAAGCUCUAGACAGCCAACACUUAAUGAACAAAGCUGUGUGACUGAAUGCGAUAAUAACACAUCAUCUGAAGAUGAUUCUCUUCUCAUGUGCUCUGAAACAAUAGACAGUGCAGGUUGUAAUAUCAUCGAAGCGCCAUCGGCGAUGGAUUUUUUCAAAGGCAUGGCCGAGAGUACACCAGUUAAGGAUCCAGUAGAGCAUAGCACAGAUGAAACUCCGCAAACAUUGCUAGAUUCCGUAGAAGCAGCUUUAGAUCCUGUAUCAUUACAAGAUGUCGAAGUAUCUGUCUCAGAUUUAGAUUCUUUAGAAAAGCAGAAAGAUGCAACAAGUGAAACAGAAACAUCUGAAAAGCAUCUUUUAUCGGUUAAGGAAUCUAUCGAAAAUGUAACCGUUGAGAGAUUGGAUGUUUCAAGUGAAAUUUCUGAUAUGGUCAGGAAUGAUUCGCCUGAGCAUAUUUAUUCGGAGUCAUUACACAUGGAUGAAAGAGAUAAAACUUAUAAAGUCGAUAUGGAUUCAGAUCUUCAGUCUUCACUGCAAGGAGUUCCUCAAGAUGAUCCAAAUGUGGUUAUUGCUAGCAGUGAUGAUGGGUUACCUGUGGAAAAUGCCCUGCAAAUAAUUGAGAGCUUUGUGGAGAGCAUGGAAGGGAGUACAGCAGGGACGUCUGAAGAAACAACACUUGCUGCGAAUGAUAAUGAGCCAUUUGAGUUGCCAUCGGUAUUGUUAGGACCAAUUCAGUCCUCUAGCCAGGAGAGAUCUGACCUGCCUGAGGUACUGACUUCAGAGAUGAAAGGCAAGGUAAUGACUGAUCAUGUUGCUGGUGCGACAGACACUGAUAAACUGACUGUCAUUGAAGGUCAACAAUCUUCAGGUAUUCUAUCAAGAUUUGAAGAUGAGAGCUGGGACAUCUGUGACACACCCAUCGAUGUCUUGUCCACAUCCACAAGCAGUUCCAACAGUGCAACAGAAUGCACAGAACUGACGGAAAAAGAGAUCAGAGCGCUUGAAGCCUUCGGUAAUGUGAGGACAAGUGGAAGGAAAAGAAAGCCUCCUUCGUCACUUGAUGUGUCACCACCACGACAAGUCAGUGGCUGGGUCCGAGGUGCUCUCAGCCUGCUGCAGAAAGUUGCCAGUUAUCGCGGUCAAGGAAGACGAAAAGGUGAUUUUGGUGCUGCUACUUGGUUCCUUAAACCAGUGGACCCUGUUGAUGCUCCGGGAUACUUCAAAGUUAUAAAAACUCCAAUGGAUUUUGGUACAAUAAGAGUGAAGCUGGAGACUGGGAAAUAUCAAGAAUACACGGAAUUUCAUUCCGACAUGUUACUGGUAAAGUCAAACUGUUUGAAGUACAAUCCUCCCGGACACGAUAUUCGACAGGAUUGCGAGGAAGUCUUCAGAUACUAUGAAACAGAGUAUGCGAAAAUGUUGGAGAGAUGGGAAAAGUGUCACGUGUCCCCUGCUAAAAAGCCGAGGGUGGUGUCAAAGACAGAGUCCUCUGCGCAACAAUGAAACAAUUCUAUUGUUUUACUGGAUUAUUUAAGGUCUCCGUGAAGCUGUAAAAGAGUUUUAACCAAUUUAGGUGACCGCAAUAAGUGACAAAAGUGUUGAGACACUUCUCUAUUAACUUUCUUUAUUUGAGCGUCUUGGAAACAUUUUUCACCCCUUCCUUCCAAGCAAAGUUGAUUUUUCUACCUCUAAUACUGCGUAAAUUACAGCGCCUGCACGACACGUGCCGGGGGUCUCAGAGGAUUAUCGCUAUAUGUGUUUUUAAUAAAAUAAUUAGUAAAACAUCGUAAAGUGUCAGUUUCUAAUAAAAGUGUCUUAGCUACUUUUGUUGCCCAUUGAAGGUUUUGUACAUAAUGUAAUAAUAUUCAUCAAACCUCGUUGUAUAAAAAACGUUUAUGACUUUGCUGGUUUUAAGCCGGCUGUAUAAAUUUCUUCCAAGGUGGUUUGAAUGUGACCAUAUUUCUCUUCUGCUUCGCCUUGCUGUAACUGCCAUACUGGCAAUCUACAGGUAUAAACUGCAUCAAGCACCUUUUGCUAAGCACGUCUGGCUCACGCUUUUGUAUACAUUACUUGCAGAACAUUUUCGGACAAUUUUAAUUUCGGACACAAAAAUUGUCCUAAGAUAAAACCGUCAGAAAUUUUAAGCCUCCGAAAUAUUUACAGUCAAGAGGCUGUAUUUCACAGAACAGUAUAAAAUUUUUAAGUAGCUAAAAACCUCUUAGUUUACUUUAUGGAGCAAACUGUACUAGAGACACUUCUCGAGAUACAUAAUGGCUUGAUAGACUUUGUGUUAUUUUUUCGUCGGUCAAUCUGUAAAACCAUUAGGGUGCAGUAAAACUAUCAUUUUCACAGAUGUUGUUUCAGUCUAAUUCGUGUUUUGUUGGUGCAAAUUUACUUUAAAACUUUCAACAAAGUGUCCGAAAUUUGUCCGAAACGAGAUAAAAAGUGCCCGAAAAUUUAACGUCCGAAAUUUGUCGGCAAAAGGAGUUGACAAAUGGUGGUUUUAUUCGCAAGGUAUCCAAAGAGGUUGCAGUUUUGUGAACAGUUACUGGAAAUAUAACGGAACAUUUAAUAAUAGGAGGCUUUUUGGGAAGAUUUUCUGUACCGCGUAGUUAUUUGCUAACACUAAUAAACGUACAUUUAUCCGUAAACUGCCACUUAUAAGCCCUGGGGCCUGUUCCUCGAAAGCCCUGGAAACUUUUCGGGCCCGU
Orbicella faveolata is the source of this 7312-nucleotide messenger RNA. RefSeq lists its product as uncharacterized. Gene Ontology annotation, cellular component: nucleoplasm. Gene Ontology annotation, molecular function: protein binding. NCBI's taxonomy places the organism in Eukaryota, Metazoa, Cnidaria, Anthozoa, Scleractinia, Merulinidae. Gene Ontology annotation, biological process: regulation of DNA-templated transcription. The record is from RefSeq and is a predicted model, not a curated record.